Molecule: messenger RNA, 1593 nt
Organism: Chanos chanos (milkfish)
Lineage: Eukaryota; Metazoa; Chordata; Actinopteri; Gonorynchiformes; Chanidae
Gene: lcp2a
Product: lymphocyte cytosolic protein 2a
Exons: 21
Coding region: 1-1551 (516 amino acids)
Biological process (GO): cell surface receptor protein tyrosine kinase signaling pathway; intracellular signal transduction
Molecular function (GO): protein binding
Source: RefSeq, a predicted model, not a curated record
AUGAAUUUUGACAACAUCCCAACUAAAUCGGAGGUCAUGAGCUGGGAUGCACCUCGUUUAGCUGACUUUUUGAAGAGGCAAGAUCUGAGGGGCUGUGACAAAGUCAUCCUGAAAUGCAACAUGAGUGGACAGAGAUUCCUCAACAUGACAGAAAAUGACCUUCAAAAGUUCCCUAAGCUUCAUGCCCCACUUAUUAUCAAAAUCUGCAGUGAAAUUAACAAGAAAGAAGAAAAGAGGAGGUUCUUCACAAAAAGAGCACCAGCUCCUAAGUAUCAUGAACCAGAUAUCGUUCAUGAGGAUCAGGGGUGGAGCUCUGAGGAGUUUGACCAGAGUGAUGAAGACUAUGAAGACCCAGAUGCAAACAUCGAUGAUGAAGGCAGCGGGGGGGAUUAUGAAUCACCUACCGAGGGACCAGUGGGCGAAGAAGUGGACAGUGAUAAUGACAAUGACUACGAGCCGCCUCCAAGCGAUUCGGAUGAACUUCAGCAUCGCCCCAUCUGCCCUGCCAUAAACAACAGUGACUACAUAGAUAGGUUGAACCAUCCCCCACCUGAACCACCUAUGCGUCCUGGAGUCUCCUCACUUCCACCCAUGCCCCACCCUCACAUUGGUGGAUCUUAUCCUAGACCAGACCAUUCUCCUCAGAGACCCAGCAAACCCCAAGCCAAAUUGCCCUCUGGUCCUCCUGCCCCGCUUGUUGACCGCAGUAAGAAGCCCACCACACUGGAACGAAACCUCAAUGACUCUCUACUCGCUGGGAAAGUUGGUGGCCGUGGACAGCGGUCUGCAACUCCACCUAGGAGGCCACCGGUAGCAGAGAGGCCACCAGAUCCAAUGAGAAUGCCUAAACCUCCUCUUCCUUCUGCAACCGGGGUACGCAGGAGUGCCUCUGCACUGAGCCAGAACUCUCCACACAGCAGACUUGCUCCUGACCCCAGAAAUGAGUUUCAUGAUGACAAUGCCAAACUUCCAUCUCAUUUCAACUCCCACACAUUCCCCCUACAACCCAGGAAUCCCUCACCAAGACCACCACAUUCCAGUCACUCCUUCCAUUCUGAAAGCUUGCCACCCAACAUGCCUCCCAGUGGCUCUCUGCCAUCAAGACUUCAGGAUGCCAUGAAUAGCCACCGGAGCAGUUCAAGAGGACCCAGGCCACCCAUGAGACAUCCCGAACCUGAUCUAGACGAUAAUGAGGUCCUGGAUCCAGCCUGGUACGUGGGACAGGUCAGACGAGAUCAAGCAGAGGGCUGUCUGAGACGGGUCAACCAGGAUGGUGCAUUCCUGGUGCGCGACAGCUCAAAGGGCUCCCCUACUCAGCCUUACACACUGAUGGUCCUUUACCAAGACAAAGUCUAUAACAUCCAGAUCCGCUAUAAUGCAGAGAGAAACAGUUACCUGCUGGGCACUGGAAUGAAAUCUUCAGAGAUGUUCCAAGGGGUCAGGGACAUCAUCACACAGCACAUGCAGUUGCCACUGCUCCUGAUUGAUGCAAAGAACCGUUCAUCGGGACACCAGAACCAGUGCACACUGUCUCGUCCUGCUGGGUACUAACCCCCUCGCCUCCCACUCCACCAUUCUCUAACAAGAUGACAC